CCGGAGCAGAAAAAUGAAGCAGCUGCUCUCUAGCAGGACCCUGCCGGUCCCAGAUGGGAUUAGCAUUGAGGUGAAGGGCCGGGCAGUCCGCGUUAAGGGUCCUCGUGGCACCCUGACGCGCGACUUCAAGCACCUGGCUGUUGAUAUGUUCCUCACGGAGCAGGACGGGGCUAAGGUGCUGCAGGUUGACUGCCAUUUCGGCAAGAAGAAGCGGCUCGCAUCUAUUCGCACUGUUUGCUCGCAUGUGAAGAACAUGUUCACGGGUGUCACAAAGGGCUUCGAGUACAAGAUGCGCCUGGUGUACGCCCACUUCCCCAUCAACAUCAACAUCGAGAACCAGGGGAAGAAGGUGGAGGUUCGCAAUUUCCUGGGCGAGAAGCGUGUGCGCGUGGUCAAUAUGCUGGAGGGUGUGAAGAUUGCCCGCUCGGAUGGCGUUAAGGAUGAGCUGGUCCUGACCGGCAACAACCUGGAGAACGUGUCCCGCUCCGCCGCUCUGGUCAGCCAGUCGUGCCGUGUCCGUGUCCUGGAUAUCCGCAAGUUCCUGGACGGCAUCUACGUGUCGGAGAAGGGGCUCCUGGUGAAGGACUAGAUGGAUGGACCUGGUUACAGCACUUUGUAACGGCGCAGACGGAGGCCUUGCUAUGUUUCCCGCUUCAUUAUCCGUCAUUGACUACACCGAAUGCAGCAGCGGAAGCAGCAGCAAAAAACUUCAUCGAUUGCAGCAGCGCUGGAGACCUCGGGUUACGAACGGGGGGUCCCUACGCUGCUUCCCAGGGCCAGCCUCGCCGCUGAGUGCAGCCUGAAAGCUACAUAGGGAAGCUUUGUAGGAGUUGAGCAAAAUAGGCGGGACUGGGAGAGUGUCGCGGGCGGGAGCUCUGGUGGGCAAUUGGGGCCUAAUCGGUCGUUGCCGUUUACUGCAUACUGUGUUAGAACACCCGGGAAGCCCGCUACUGUGGGCACUCAUCGCCGGGGACAGGGGCACGCAUGCUCUCUGUAACGCCAGCUGUGGGCA
Messenger RNA from Volvox carteri f. nagariensis, 1012 nucleotides. It is a transcript of the gene rpl9, whose product is annotated as component of cytosolic 80S ribosome and 60S large subunit. Lineage: Eukaryota; Viridiplantae; Chlorophyta; Chlorophyceae; Chlamydomonadales; Volvocaceae. Gene Ontology annotation, cellular component: cytosolic large ribosomal subunit; ribosome. The record is from RefSeq and is a predicted model, not a curated record. Gene Ontology annotation, molecular function: rRNA binding; structural constituent of ribosome. The transcript has 2 exons. Gene Ontology annotation, biological process: cytoplasmic translation. Bases 14 to 589 code for a protein of 191 amino acids.